AUGGCCAUCUUUCGUUCCUCCCCAAAACAUUUACUUCUUCUGCAUUUCUUCGUCUUCAUCAUCUCCGUCACAACUCAACCACUUCCUAGCCCGAGAGCCAACUUCUCGUGCUCCGCCAACUCGCUGAGCUCGUGCCCAUCAUAUGUCGCCUACAUUGCGCAAGGACCUGAAUUCAUCGACUUUGGAAGCAUCUCCGACCUGUUUGGUGUCAGCCGUUUAUCCCUCUCGCAGGCAAGCAACCUGGCUUCUGAAGAUGACCCUUUGUACCCCGGCCAGCUUUUGCUCAUUCCAAUCACGUGCGGCUGCAGUGGCGGCAGUUUCUUCGCCAACAUAACCUAUCAGAUCAAGAAAGGUGACAGUUACUUCCUGGUCUCGACGAAAGCAUUUGAGAACCUCACGAACUGGCAAGUCGAAGAGGAAAUGAACCCGGGGAUCAAUCCAACUCUCCUGCAGAUUGGAACCCAAGUCACUAUUCCUCUCUACUGUAAGUGCCCGGCAAAAGCGGACUCGGAGGCAGGCUUCAACUUUCUUGUUACUUAUGUAUGGCAGCCCGGAGAUGCACUUUCGUCAGUGGCCAAAAAGUUCAACGCGACACCUGGCGAUAUUGUUAAGGAAAACAAAGGAGUGAAUCUUACUGCGUCUGUAGGUCAUCCUGUUCUCAUACCAGUAUCACAAUUGCCAGCUCUUUCUCAACCACUGAAUGCCCCUCCGAAGAGAAAAGAAUCCAAGCAUGAGUGGAUUAUUGUAGCUUUACGCAGUGAGAACGAGAAGAUCGAGAAGAAGUAUGUCACCUUGCCUAACAUACCACUUGCUCGUGAGGAGUCAACAACACAAGAAGAAGAACCAGAAAACCAUGAAGAGGCGUCCAACGAAGAAGUUUGGAUAAAAGCCAUGGAGGAAGAGAUCAAGAUUAUCGAGAAAAAUGAAACUUGGGAGCUCGCCGAUGCCUCGGAGACAAAGAACUGA
This is a messenger RNA of Rhodamnia argentea, 966 nucleotides long. RefSeq names its product serine/threonine receptor-like kinase NFP. The record is from RefSeq and is a predicted model, not a curated record. NCBI's taxonomy places the organism in Eukaryota, Viridiplantae, Streptophyta, Magnoliopsida, Myrtales, Myrtaceae. The transcript has 3 exons. Bases 1 to 966 code for a protein of 321 amino acids.